Molecule: messenger RNA, 948 nt
Organism: Ruditapes philippinarum (Manila clam)
Lineage: Eukaryota; Metazoa; Mollusca; Bivalvia; Venerida; Veneridae
Exons: 5
Coding region: 79-948 (289 amino acids)
Source: RefSeq, a predicted model, not a curated record
AGCGAAGGAGUGUAUGAACGCAAACCGUUUCCACCAUACCCUGCUAUAGGAUGGGGUCCAGGCCGCGUUGCUAAAGAAAUGGGAUUGGUUCCCCUCAGUCAUUUAUCCGGUGAGGUAGACAUGGAUGAUUAUGGAAAAGCGGAAAUUAAAUUUCGGAUUUCCGACACUACGAGAAUGGGUGAACUGUUCUUCGCAGCAAUGGUAUUUACUGGCGGGGAAACAAUGGAAGAACGUCCAGAUUAUUGCGUUCAUCUAGUUGAAAACGGUGACAUCAUAUUUAACGUCAUGACACCGGAAAAAGGAGAAUUUGUUAUUAAACUGACUGUUAAAGAUAGCCCUGAUGGUAAUCUUCAAGAAUUUUGUGACUUUUUACUUAUAUCUAAUCAAAAAGAUGAAAAUGGGAGGUUCCCAAAAGGAUUUCAAGAAAGAACAGAGAAUAAUGUAAAAUCGGACCUUACGUUCAAGCAAGAAGCGCAAACAUUUGAAAUAAUAGAUGAGACAACUGAUGAAAGUAUGAACAAAGCGGAUACUGAAGAGCCGAUUGAAGAGUCAGAGAAAUUGAAUGAUGUGCUACGUAGACGCAUGUGCCAAUCGAUAGAAGAAAAUAGUCCGAAAGAAUUAAGUUCGGUUAUAAAGGAUAUGAAGGCACUAGAAGAGCCGUCAAUUCAACCGGACAUCAUAUACGGAGAGGAAUCGCUGCAAUUGCUUGAGUUAAAGAAAGAGUUACUAGAAAGAAUUCGUGAUAGAGACAUAAAACUGAUCGAAGCAACACUGAAGAAGGUCAAGAUCGUUGGUUUGGAGAACAAACUUGAAAAAGAGGUUACUAUAGCAAGGAAUCUACUCCAAAGUUGCACUGCUAACUUUAAGUUGAAAAGCCAAUCGGCUUCCUCAAAUAAACUUCUGUUUAUAGAUUUAAGAAGCUCCAGUGGUUACUACACGCGGUACUAG